GCACAUGAAUAACAAUAAAGCGCUGACGAGACCGUGGUAGCGCGUCAUUUGCGUCGCGGCCGGCUGACACCUGCGACCGCGUGCGUCGCUGCGAGUCGCGCUUCGGGAGCAACCUCGUGACCAGAUUCGAAUCGGUCUGUAUAUCGGCCCGCGUAUACGAUGUGAUCGGAACAGCGACCGCCGGAGAUCCGAACACCAUGGAGGGCAGAGCAGAAGAAGGUAACAUCGCCAGAAUGCCGAGCAGCGCGGGUGUCGCGGUUUUGAACGACGAUCUGGAGUUCUGGAUGACACGGUUUCCCGCUGCGCUCAAGAACAUACCCAUAAUAUACCUGGCGAUACCCGGUUCCCACGACACCAUGACUUAUACGAUCGAGAGGCGCAACGACGUGGGGCCGGACGAACCUACCGUCAUCCGAACGCUCGGUCGUUACUGCUCGUUCGUUGCCAAGCCUAUUAUCUUAAAUUGGUCUAUUACACAACGUGACGAUGUCAAGCAACAGCUCAAUGGCGGAAUCCGAUAUUUGGAUUUGCGCGUCGCGACGAAGCCGAGAACCAAAGAUAUAUACUUCCUGCAUGGCUUGUACGGCUCAGAGAUCAGCAAGCCACUGAUGGAGGUCGCCGACUGGCUCACCUCGCAUGCCAACGAGAUCGUUAUCCUGGAUUUUCAGCACUUCUACGCCUUCACCGACGAGGAUCACCAUCGUUUCAUAGAAAGGAUCAAUCAGAUCUUCCGCGGGAAACUAUGUCCGGUCUCGUCUAGGUUCGACCACAUCACGCUACAGUGGCUAAUUCUCAAGCGGUACCAAGUGUUCGUCAUUUAUAGAAAUGUUUACGCGCACAACUACACGGGUCUGUGGCCGUCUGGUCUCUGGCGCACCAUCUGGCCCAACACCGUCCGCGUAGACGAGCUGAUUGACUUCCUGAACGUUGAACUGCAAAACAGAUCGUUAGAUAUCGCCUUCGUGUCGCAAUGCCUCCUUACACCGGACACGCCCUACGUUUUAAAGCACCUGUGCGGCACCUUGCAAAGGGAUCUGGUGCCGCUCUGCCGGAAGGCGAUUCUCUCUUGGAUCAGUCAGAAACGACCAGGCCGCGGCGGGCUGAAUAUUGUCAUAGCGGACUUCGUAUCGGACAACAACUUUCUGUUUUCCAAAACGGUCAUUCAGAACAACACGAAGCUGCUGCACAAUCACCCGGAAGCGUUCUAGAUACGCUUCGUCGCGCUUCCGCUUAUUUAAGAGUACAAACGCAACAACAGCCUUGAACUUAGAGGUUUUCACCGGUGCAUCAUUCAAGAUAUCUCUAUGACAUGUUAAUUCCGUGCCGAUGAAUUAUCACACGAAGGAUCAAUUGCUCAGCACGCAACAAAUGCUUUUAGCGAUAUAAAUCAACACAAUAUUCCUUUGUUAUUCAUUCAAUGUGGAACAAGGAUAAAAAGAUAUUUCUGCCAAUUGUGCUAAAUGGAAAGCAUCCAAUAAAAUGGUGUCGAUAUUUUAAAAUUUAACAUGUAUUAUUAGUUAUUGAUGAAUGUAUAUUAUAUUAUUUAAAGUUUUCGGUCUAUCGUAGUCAAUUAUACAUGUCUGCAGUGUAAUGUCUUCAAUACUCGAUGACUCGAUUAAAAAUUAUUGUUUAGCACGUUGUUUGGAAACUAGACGUGUUUAUAAUUAUAAUUAUAUAUAGAGUGCAUAAAAAGUAUCCAGAUGGUAUCCAGAUAUCUCGAAAACUAUUUAGCAUUUUAGAAAAAAAAUGUUUUAGACAAAAGUUGUAAGUAAAGUUGUUUGACAAAAGUUGGUUUCAAGGGGGACAUAAAAAGACUACAUCAUUUUAUUUACAGAUGGCGCCACUUUCGAGAUAUCUACUGAUCAUUAUUCUUUUCAUAAAUGGACAAAACCUAAUUUUUUAUUAUAUC
This is a messenger RNA of Harpegnathos saltator (Jerdon's jumping ant), 1909 nucleotides long. RefSeq names its product PI-PLC X domain-containing protein 3. The record is from RefSeq and is a predicted model, not a curated record. Gene Ontology annotation, molecular function: phosphoric diester hydrolase activity. Lineage: Eukaryota; Metazoa; Arthropoda; Insecta; Hymenoptera; Formicidae. The coding region runs from base 198 to 1208 and encodes 336 amino acids. The transcript is spliced from 2 exons. Gene Ontology annotation, biological process: lipid metabolic process.